GCGCGCCACCACCAUCCUUCUCGCCACCGCAGUCAAGGCAGCCAACAUGGCUGCUGCUCGCGUACCCGAUGGUUCCUUGUGAUCGUGUCCAAAAAACGAAAUGCUCAGAUGGAUGUUGGACCUUUGUUGAAGUUGGACGAGCAAAUUUGAGUACAAAACCCACAGUGAGAUGCAAGGCGACGACAAAAGAAGCGACCUGUUUCUUGGCCAAGGGAACUCUGGGACUUGGGAUACGCGGCCAGGUUCAGAGUCCAGAGAGGCCGGGAACGUGUCGGCGGCAUGGACGUCCGGCACAGCCUUGGCGCAAACUUCCUGCCGGAACCCCUGUGAAAGGGGCAUGGGUGGGGAAGACAUGGUAUGGACUGGGGAUGAAGCAUCUGUGAUACACCGCUCAAGCAGCCUGGGGGGCCCGUGUGCUUCCACAGGGUCCAGCAAUAGUCAGCCGGGCCCUCGACACAAUAGGGGCACCUCUGCAGCCUCCUCAUCCUCCUGGGCUGUCCACCGCCAGGGAAACCCUGGAAAGCCUGGAGUUGUCAGGGAAAUUGGCAGUUCCGGAAAACCCUCCAACGACAGCACCUCGGAAGGUGCAGACCAGUUACUGGGCGCUGUUGGGGGAUCGGAGGAGGCGACGUCACAACCCUCGUCGCAUCCGCCACAAUCGUCGCGCAACUGUCGGCCUCCACGCCUCGGCCUGCUGGGCGGAGGCGAAAGCUCACUCAACAACGGCACCACGGCCGCAGCCACGGGCUGGGGUGCGCCUCCCCCUGGGCCACAGGGGGGCUGGGGCUCAGGGGCAGCCCAGUGGGGCGGGGCUGCAAGCACGCGCGGGCCCGAGUACGCUACCGGUGGCCCAAAUCCCGGUGGGGAUGCGGGCGGUGCAAGCUCCCCGACCAAGCCCACAGCAGCAGCAGCAGGCAGCUGGGGUCAGAGCACCGUCACCAAGGGCGCCGAAGCAUCGGACCCCAAGAGCACCGCAGUGGCCACACGCAACGUCAUGGAAGAGCCCAUGUCAGAACUGCGACGAAUGGCGGCUUUCAGCGAGGGUUGGGGCCAAACGCCUAUAAACCAAGAGACGCCCUGGGAUGUGCCGAUGUCGCCAGGGACCAAAGAGCCACCCACGGGGGCGCCCUGGAGGGCUCCCGUCAACAAUGGCACCGAGGUCUGGGAGAACCAUAUGCGUAGCGCAAGAGCUGGUGGCAACAAGCAGCCCAACCCACCUCAGUCAGCGCAGGGUUCCAGCCAGUGCUCUCAGCAGCAGCCCUGGGGCAGCCACACCCCGACCAGCCACAUUGGGGGAACCUGGGGUGAGGAGGACGAGCCGCCUCCUUCGAACAUGUGGACCGGUGUGCCGACCCCGUCCCAGCAGGGCGGCCCCCGUCCACCGCCCGAGGGCCCUCACUCAUGGGGCGGGGACCACCACCGAGGCGGUGGCGGAGGAGGAGGAGAAAAGCACUGGAGUGGUGGUCCACCCCCUCCCCCGGGUUCCAAUUGGGGUGGGCCCGACGACCGAGACUCGCAAGGCCGCCUCUGGGGCGGCGGCGGCGGUGGCCGGCCGUCGCACAACAUGGACGAUGGCCCCAGCGGUGCUUGGGGCGGCGCGCCCAAGGGGGCCGGGCCCCCUCCCAGCGUGGGGACCUGGUCGCCCGUGGGCGGACCCAACGGCAAGCGAGAGCCGUCUGGCUGGGAGGAACCAUCACCACCGCCGUCGCGUAGGCCAGUGACCAACUAUGAUGACGGCACUGCCCUCUGGGGCAACCCUACGCGACAGGGCAAGGUGGGUUCUGCGGUGUCGCACUGGAAGGACAUGCCUUCGGUGAAGUCUAUCAGCGGCGGUGGUGGUGCUCCACCGGGCAUGCUUCGAAUGCCAAAGGAAGGAGUGUGGGGCGGCGGCGGAGGAGGCAAUAAGGGCCCUCGCGGAGGCGGUGGUGCCAACUGGGGAGACUCCAGCUGGGAGGACCACAACAAGGGCACCUGGGGCGGUGCUCCUCCGGACCAGGCCUACUGGGCCUCCAAGCCCAAGCCCUCGUGGGCCGACGGGCAAAUCGACACCUCCACCUGGGGCGGACCUGCUAAGCAGGGUGGCAAGCCUCUGACCAAGGACCUCAUCUAUGCCAGCAAGCAGUUCCGUAUCCUCGCCGAUAUGGGAUUCAAGAAGGAAGACGUAGAGAACGCUCUGCGCAUCAACCAAAUGAACCUCGAGGACACACUAAUCGACUUGAGGACCAUGGCCACCAGGGGAAAUGGCAAUCAGGACUCGGGCCUUUUGGAUGGCUCGGAUUGUGGCUUCCCGGUCGGGGGUCGUCCCAAGAUGCGCCCAGACGAAGACUCCCACGGUCCACUGGGGGAGGCGCCCUUUCCGGGCUUCCACGGUGCCGGCGGCUUCCAAGGGCUGCCGGUGUUUGGUGCCGGUUACGGUGGCGGACAGGGCUUCAAGCCUCCGCAGGUCAAGGGCUCCAACCAGGGGUCAAACGCUCCAGCUAGUCUACUUAACAGCACGGGGAUGGGCGGGCAGAACUCUAGUCUCACCGUAGGAAACAGUAUUAGCAGCCUCAGCCCAGCCCUCGUGCAGAAGAUUCUCCAGCAGCAACAGCAGCAACACUUUCCCGGAAAUGCUGGUGGUCCAGCCGGCAUCGGGGCUCGCCUGGGCCAGCCAAACGUGCCGUCUGCAACGCAGCUGCGUCUCCUGGUGCAACAGAUACAGAUGGCAGUGCACGCUGGACACCUCAACCCACAGAUUCUGAACCAGCCGCUGGCUCCACAGACCCUCCAGCUGCUGUACCAGCUGCUGCAGCAGAUCAAGGUUCUGCACGCGCUGCAGCAACAGCAGCAGAUUGUGCACAACAAGGGGCCGCCCAACAACCCACUGCAGGUCAGCGUGCAGCUGACGCAGACCAAGCAGCGCAUCCUCAACCUGCAGAACCAGAUUGCUGCUCAGCAGGCUCUCUUCCUCAAGCAGCAACUGCCUCCGCCUCCGCAGCCCCCACAGCAGGCCCCACCUCAUGUUCCGCCGCCUCCCACCGGACUGGGCGGCCCAACGCCGCAGGACUUCCUUGGAGCCGGCAAGCCCGGUGGCCCCGAGGGCCUGCACUCUGACUUCCGUGACCUGAACCUCAAGGACGCUGUGUCGCAGCAACAGCAGCACCAGCAGCAGCAGUCGCGCCUCAACCAGUGGAAGCUGCCAUCGAGCCUCGACGAAGAAAACAAGGCCCCGCAGCAGAACGGCGGUGGUGACUUCAGCAGGGCUCCUGGUCCCGCCUCCAAGGCCGGCAGCCUCUCGUCAUUCCUCGGUGGUGCUGACGGACCGUGGUCCUCGGGAACCUGUUCUCAGGACGGCUGGCCCGACGCACCACCCACCACCAGCUGCGCAGGCGGCACCUCCUCUCCUGGCGAGGGCAAGGACUCUGGUGUCGGUGGCUACAGCCUGAGUGACCUGGUGGCCGAGUUUGAGCCCGGCAAGCCGUGGAAGGGCGCAUCUGCCCUCAAGAGUGCGGAAGACGACCCACACCUGACGCCUGGAAGCGUGGUGCGCUCGCCCCUCUCGGUGAACACCAUCAAGGACUCUGAGCUAUUUGGCGGCAGCUGGAAGCAGAGCCCGCCUGGAGGGGAGGGCUCGCUCGUCGCCUCUCUGGCCUCGCUGACCUCCAGCACCUGGGCGUUCACUCCAGCCAUGCAUGGGAGUGGAAAUGGAAGCGGCGGCUCAUCCAAAGGCAAUGCUUCCAAGAGCAGUUGGGGUGGCAGCUCGGAGCAUCAGGCGCCGACAGACCCGUGGAACGUGGGGCCCAAGACCCGUGGCCCGCCACCCGGCCUCUCCUCGGGCUGGGACCAGCAGCAGGGUUCCAGCUUCCUGAUGCUCAAGAACCUGACCCAGCAGAUCGACGGCUCGACGCUCAAGACGCUGUGCAUGCAGCACGGACCUCUGCAGCUCUUCCACCUGUACCUCAAGCAUGGGCUGGCCCUGGUGCAGUACUCGUCGCGUGAGGAGGCCGCCAAGGCCCAGUCGGCGCUGCACAACUGCGUCCUCUCCAACACCACCAUGAUGGCCUUCAUCCCGACCGAGUCGGAGGUGGCACAGUUCCUGCAGCUCGGCAGCAGCCAAGGGCAGCACCCCUCGUCGCAGCAACAGCAGCAGCAGCAGCAGCAACACCAGAUGGCCUGGGGUGCCCCCACGAAUGCCUACCACCAGCCGCCGCAGCGCCCGCCCCUGCAGUAUGCGCCUGGUCGCCCCAGCAAGCAGCCCACGGAGCCGUGGAACACCACAGCCCCGCCCCCGGUGUCGUCGGCCGCGGCCGUCUCGUCGUCCAACGCCAGCCACCUGUGGUCCUUCCCUGGGGCCGGCGGCGGGCUCUGGGCUGCGCCCCAGACGAGCCAGGCCGGCGGAGUGGGUGGCUCCAACCAGAUGGACCACGACCACGGAGGCCCCGGAGGGCCCCAGUCCUCGCUCAACUCUUUCCUGCCUGGUGACCUGCUCAGCGGCGAGUCCAUGUGAGUGACGACCCCCCUUCCUCGCGGCAGCGAAAGAAAACCCGGAACUACUACAGUGACGACGAAGGAGGAGCAGCGCCCGUGAGCCGGUGCCUUGCCGGCCCUUUUUGUGAUAACCGCUUCUUUGUGGGGGGUGCUGGGCCGGAGCCCUUGCCCCGCAAGCGGCGGGACUCGGCGGCCGUGUGCCGCUUCUGCCGCGUGCCGCCUGGGUCUGUGUGUGUGUGCGCGUUCAUGGGUCUAGCGUCGUGUGCAUGUCCUCCCCCCACCACCACCUCCUCCUCCCCCCAGCCACAACCCCAUUCCCUCUGCCGCCGCUGCGCGCCGAAUGCCAAAACGACACAGACCGGCCUUUAUUAUUGUUUUUUUUUUUCUUUUCAGUCUCUCGUUUUGUCGCGUGUAUGUGUGUGUGCAUGUGUGAUUGUGUUAUGCUUGCCUGUCGCGAGUGGGAAAGUCAAUCAAGAUGAAAUGAAGAAAAAAUAGUAUAUACACAAACACACAUAUAAAAUAUAUAUAUAUAUUGAUAUUACACAUAUAUAUUAUAUAUAUAUAUAUUGACCACCUUUUACACGUGACUAAGAAUGUAAAAAAAAAAUGGGGAAAAAAAUCCAAAAAAAAAAAGAGAGAGGUAACUACAGAGAACACUGCUCUUCUGCACAACGUGUCUAUUCAGUUUUUAAUACCGUUGACGAAGUUUGGUCUUCUGGCAAGCACAAGUGGGGGAGGAUGUCUGUCAGCGGCGUGCGACGACUGCCAAAGUGUGAUACCUUCAUGGACAGAAUUUUUUUUUUCUUGUGAACAUUGUUUUUAUUAUCUGUGUUGCAGUAGUAGUCACCAUUCCCACUGCUGCUAAUGUUUUUUUUUUUUCCUUCAUGGGUUGCUUGUUUGUUUGUUCAUGGGUUGCUUCAUGGGUUGCCGCCCUCAAUUGCUCGAUGCCCACGUGCCGAAUCAAUGAUUUCUGCCGGAACGUGUGUUGCAGUCGGUCACCAGGGGGCACCAAGUGCGGUGCUGCGUCGCCGUCGGCGGAGAACAAGAAGUGACCUCUGUAGUUGAAGACGAUCUCCGUAUUGUCCGGCCACCGGAAUCGCCCGUGAUCGAACCGCGGUGCUGCAAUUUUUUUUUUUUUUUUUCCCUCGCCCUGUCGCACUGUAACGCGAGGCACGGAAGUCUGGGCUGGGCGGGCUUGCCUCUGUUGAAAACCAAAAAAACCCACAAAGAUAUGAAGUGCCAGAUUUAUUGCCGUAGCUCCUUGUUGGGACAAAUUUUACGCUUAAGAGGCAGCAGGCGUUGCUGAAAAGAAGCCUUAGAAACACCGAACGCGAGCGCCUCUCUGGCCCUGCCUACUGGGCUCGGAAGACGUGUUGUUUUUCUCUCUUCGUGUGUGCAAGCUCUCGCCUGAUGUAUGGGGAGACUAGUGUUCUUCGGGGGGCUGGCAUGGUGCCACACCCCAUCAGCCAUUCGACACAGGGCUCUGUCGACUUUUUUUUUUUUUCUCAUCUGGUUUUUCUUUUCAAAGGUCGCCCGAUUUCUCGGUCUCGUCCUCUGGGUGCGAGGUGGAGCUAUGGCAGGCUGGCAUCUCGCUGCAUCGGCAGUGGUGGCGGGCGAUGUGUGUGCGUGCACCGCACCAACAUAUCCGAGCGUGCAGGGCACAACCGUAUUCACCCAGUCAUGCAUGACAUUUGCAAUAACGUGGGGUGGGGGCUCUCAAUAGCAAAGUGUUCCGCUUUUUCUCGUGUUCACCAACCGUUCCUGGGUGUGUGGUUGUUUUUUUUUUUACGAGAGGUCAACCUCUCCACGGUUUUUCCUUCGGUUUCUCAUUGCAAUUCCCGUGCAACCUGCGGUGCACUGCAACACGCCGCCACCGCUGCCGCACCUGCCAACGAGCUCCCACUACCCAUUUGUAUAGAGACGGAAGAAGCUUGGAAGCGAGAUCACAUAUCUAACGCUCGGGACGCGAGGCCCGCUCCUGAGCAUCCUCGUCUGGCCGCUGUCGCAAACUGUCCCUUCGGUUGGCGACUUCUCUCCGAUUGCAAGUUGUAAAUUUUUUUUUUUUUUUUUCCCCGUCUCUCUCUGGAAGGGCGGCGCCCCGUUUCCCAGAAUGCGCACAUUGUCGGCUCCACUCCGCUUGCCGAGGGUCGCCUUCCCUUCUUGUGCCGCAUCGGUAGCUCAAGCCCUCCUCCAGCCAACCGCCCUGCCCGCGUCGACGGGACUUCGAGGGGCCGGGAAAGGAGGGGGCGCCACUGGUAUAGACUCCCCCUUUUUCGCAAAUGCAGGGGCUCCAACUCGUACCCCCCCUCGCACCCUUCCCUAAUCUCUCCCGAUUCCCACAAAGUGCUUCAGGGUGUGGAGUGUUGGGGUGGAGGGGGGGAAAAACACACAUAAGGCCCAACAUCUCUCUCUAUAUAUAUAUAAAUAUAUAUAUAUACUAGCGCAAUGCCUCUUCUCAGGCACACUGGUGUGGCAAUCUAUGCAUCUUGUGCGCAAACGUGCAAUACAUCUCCUGACCUGGUCUGUGUUAUUUUUUUUCCCCAAUGUCAGGGUUGGCAAAACUUAACACCGUAGAAGUGAGGAGGAAAAAGAAAUGUCGAAGUCUAGCACAACUCUUGCACUCAACAUUUUUUUUUUCCUCUCUCUCUAUCUCUGCGUUCUGGUAUUUCCGCGUUGUUGCAGUCCGUGCCAGCGAUGAGGCCUCCUUUUUACACCUGCGAUGCCUCGUUCUUCUUGAGUUCGUCGUCGACUCUCGACUGUUCUCUUAAAUCUCUGUGUGCCGGCUCAUGGUUGCACCACAUCAAUCUUGUGUUCCAAGAGUCCGUUGUGAAGAUUGCAGAGCAGCUUUUUGUCACAGGCAAAGGACAGCAGUACGUUUCGUGUGCCGUUUUCGUGUCCCUGUUACUUUUGGUGCUUUCAUUUCUUUCGGGUCACAGCGGCUGUGCAUAGCCUUUCCGUCUUGACUUGGUUAUUGGGCAGCUCUUGAUGCCAGGAGACACCUUAAGUGUUUCUCUGCUUCUCUCUCUUUUUUGUGUACUUAAAGCAAUGAUCACUUGUAAACUUGUGGCCAGCUAGUGUGGUUACUUUAGUUGUUUUUUUACCUUACCGUGUCUCCUAAUCUUGCAUGCACCAUUGUCUCACUAAGUGGUCCUUCGAUGUUCUUUAAUGUCCCCGAAGCCAGCGAUCAAAAGGGUUGACUUCUUUUUGUUAUCUCUCGUCUCAUCGCUGUCUCUCGAUGUGUGUUCGCAUCUGCCUCGGACAUUUCUCGUUCUGCCCACACACGGCUAUUUCUCGUUCCUUUGCUGAGAGUAUUUUAAUGAGUCACUCGAGCUUCUUGUCUUUCCGAAGUGCGCGUCGCGUUUGUCUUUCUUUAUUUUUUUAUUUUUUAGUCUUGCUUCUCAACGCUAACACAGUCGCCUCAAUGUCGUGCGUGCUCGGCACGUUCUGAUGCAGUUUAAAAAAAAAUACAAGCGAGGGGACGGUUGGUGUAGUUUGGCAACGUAGCCUGGGGCCAAAGUAUAGACGAAGCCUGGAGAGAUGAGGGCGCUCCUCCUUGUAGCCCUUGUUCGUCCCUCCAUUACAAAAAAUGUUCGGCUCUCUCUCUCCCUCGCUUUCGUUCAUCUUGUACAGAUUGUCGGUUUGUGCGUGUGUUACAUAUGUGUGCUGUGUUUGUGUGUGUACAUAUAUAAGCUACGCUUUUUAGUGAGAUUUGGGGAGCUUGCCCGUUCCCUCCCUUUGGGCAGUUUAGGGAGCGGGGCGGGAAGGUGCACCCAGCACUACUGUUGAGAAGAAAAAAAAUGAAAAAAGAAAAAAAAAUGAAACCCAGCCCGUUGUCACGCUUUCUUUGCAGGGUGAGACUUAGAGGGAUGGGUGCCAGAGAGUUGCCAUGUGCAUUUUUUCGGGGGCCAUCGCGGACGACGUGUUGUCCCCCGUCCCGAGAGCUUUUUGUAGAAAAUGCAAUGACUAAAGAACUAAAAAAGGAGAGAAAAAUCCGUGCCUUGACCAAACAAGGUGCGGAACCAAAAAAAAAAGAAGAGAAACGACAUAUAUAUAUUAUAUGGAGUUCGGACAGGUGCACUCGCUGCGUGCAAGUUGUUCACUCGUUUUUUUUGGGGGGGGUGUCUACGUCGUGGGGGACCUAACCUUAGCAGGGGGCGGACCUGUCGCUUUCCAGAGCCAAGUGCAUUAGUGGUGGAAUCUCUCUUGCGGCAUCGCGUUGUGCACGGGUGCUUUUGUGGUUUUCCUUGGGAAAGGUGGCGGAGGCUCAUGUGCACCACCUUGUCUCGUGUGCGUGUGUGUGAGCGUUUAAUGUUAACACGUAUCAAGUCUCUUGUCAGUGCGGGACACGGGCAGCGGAAGAAUACCUUAAAGAAGACAAGCACCUAAUACUCUAGUGUAAAAAAAAAAAAAGUAAGAGGCCACUGGCACAGCUGCACGGGAUCUGCUCAAAGGAAAAUAGGCGGGCACUCGGGUGCAGAGGAUGCGCAUCGUUCCCUGUCUCGCUCGACCAGCCUUGCUUGCCCCCGCCCCGUGAAGCCGCCAAGGGAAUGUUUCUCGGACGGGGGCAAUGAUUAGUCACUUCUGCCUAGUGAGCAGUCAAAGUAAGAGGGAGGCUCGCCACCCACCCCCCCCUCCCUCGACAAAGAUGUUUUCGGGUUCUUGCAAGCCCUUCUCAGUUGUGUACAAAGUUGUCUGGGGAAAAGGAGGGGGUUGCACCGUCGCAAGUGUCGUCUCGCGGCAGCUAGCAUCGAUUCCAGGCAAAACGCGUGCUGGCAUUUUUGGGCAGGGGGUUUCGAUGGGGAUGGGCAGGGGUGCGAGUGUGCAUUUGCAGGUGUGUGGUACAAGGGUUGGGUGUUUUGGUGGGGGAGGCAGCGUUACAACAAGGGUGGUUGUUUUCCAAACUGGUCUCAGUAGUAGCAGCGGCACGGCCGUCUUGGAGAGGUUUGCUCUCAUCCUUGAGAGUGCGGUGAAAUGAGAUUAUGUGGGUCGAUUUGGGGCGGGGGGGUUGCUGGUGCUCGUUUUCCCCCUUGUGCCGGCUUGUGGGGGGGGUGUGUGUGUGUGUGUAGCGUGCUUGUACAUAGUUAGGGGCGUCCACUUCCUACACUACUUUGUUGUUUGGGGAAAAUCUCCUCCAUGCCAAAGCUUGGUGCUUCCCAUGCCGGGACGCUCUGAAUUGCAUUCCAUUUUCUAGCCGCACAGGUCAGGUGUUCCUCCAAGAGGGGCUGGUUGGGGAUCCUGUGCAAAUGGGGGGGCGGCGAGGGUUUGGCACGCUGCAUUGCGCAUGUCCGUAGCAUUGCGUUGGGUGCGGAACGAUGCAGGCACGGCAGCGUGAUUGUUGACGCACUGUUGCAGGUUCACGCGAGGGGCAGUGGGUGGGGCAGAGGGGUGCGUGUGCUUGCAGACUAGAACACAGCUGGGGAUGCAUGCGCGUAUGCAAUCUGGCGUUAGUCUCUCCAGCUGCAAAGCCCGAAUUUGAGUUGCUGAAAUGCCGCGAGGACAACAAUUGUUUUUUCUGUGCCUUAAUGUGGGGAGGGGCGGGGGGUGAGAAAAAAAGUUUCCACGGGAAAUGCAAGGCCCGUUCUUCUGCCAGGGUUGGUCAGGGCAAAGUGCAUGUCUGGUUCGCCUUUCUCGCCAGCAGAAACGGGAGGGAGCAACGGUUGACCGUCGGUGAUGGUCUUGUUCGUACUUCCCGAAGCGGUUCCGAUGACGACACAAUGCCUCCGAUGCCUCUCUGCACGGGUUGAGCUGUUUUAUCCGUUUUUAAGUUGAUCCAUUACUGCCGACCUCCAUUGCCCCCUUUUCCCGUGGUCGAGAGGCCGCAGCCUUCCUGGCACAGUUUUUGAACUACUGGCGCACGCAGCCACGUUGGGGGCAGGGGAAAGGGCAGGGGUGCACACUCAAUGUGAUCUUUCAGAUGCCCGCAAGAUUUCUCUUGUGCCACUCAGCUUUUGCAUGUGUGUGUGGGUUUGUGUGUUUGUGUGUGUGCAUGCGUGUCAUGCUAGUUCCCCAAAUUUCAAAAGGAUUCUCGUCACAGCUAGCUUUAUAUAUCCAAAUUUGUAUUCUUAUUUCGCGUUUAUCACAGAUAUUCUGCCGCAGGGGUAUUCCCGCACCUAGUGCCAUCCUAAAGAGAUCCUUUUUUUUUGUAUGUGUAGCUUUCGAGUAAAAACAUUUUUUUUUUUCUUUUUGUCGUAUUGUGACAUUGCCGUGGCUGUGAGGGCUGUCCAGUCGCCUUCGGCCCUAGUUACAUGUGGAGCCCAGGUGCUUCACACCCCAAACUUACCUGCGGCUUCACUCCCAGUCUUUUUUUUUUUCACUCGUAUGGUGCUGGAAAGAUAACUCACAGAAGAACAAACAGAACAAUGUGUGUGUAUAGCUUUAAGAAUUAAAAAAACAAUACCAGUACACAGUGGCAGCAAUCACGUGUUAACGGACGCAGUUCCACCUGUAGAAUUGCUCGAAAGCUCACGUUUUUUGAACUUCUACCCCCUCCUCCUACUCCACCUAUGCGAGCUGGUUCGGGGGUGGGGGUGGAGUCAUAUCGAGACCUCGUGUAUAGACUUUCUGGUCGAUUUGCCGCCAUACAUGGUACUACUGCCAAGCCCAUUAGUCAUUCAGUGUCGUACACGUCUUGGCUGCUCAGCGGUCUGGUCGUCGUUGUUGCUCGAAUUGUUGAAAGUGCUUGUGCGGGCUCUUCGAGUUGGGGAGAGCACAAUCAUGACUUUUUGGCCAAGGCGGGUUUGUUUCCUCUGACGGGCUUUCCAAAGCGGAACAAUUAGUUUGUAGCAGCUGACCAGUGCGAACGGGCUGCUUCGGUGACGCAAGCAUUUAUUAUAAAAAAAUAAGCCGAAGGUACUCAAACAUUGUAGCUUGUGGCAGGGUUGUGUGUGUCUGGUCGUCACAGGUCAUUCUCUCUUAUUUUUUCUUUUGUAGUGUUCUUUCUCCAAGUUUGUUCGCCUGCAAUCGACGUAGCUGAUAUUUAGGCAUUGUGACUUGGUGGUGGUCGGCCCGAAGCGUGUCUUUCUCCCUCGAAACGGCAAGCCAAAAGAAAAGUUAAAAUCUCAAGACUACCUCCUCCUCGCCCGGGAGAAGUUGUUAGUUCUGCCGCAAUGCGCGUCUUUUGCCGAUGUACACCGUAUACCUGAUCAAUAAUCAUUGUAUUGUCCCGUUACUCGCGGGACAGGUUCAAGCAAAGCUCACUUCAUUUGUGGCCUGAAUCUUGCAGAAAAAAAUAAUAAUAAUAAAUGAAUAUUUAAUGUUAUCUCUCCCGCGUGCUAUGUGUUGCUUGUUCCCCCUUCCACCCCCCCCAACCUGCUCACGCGUGUCUUGUGUUGGGGCGAGAACCUUUCCUCCUGUAGGGAUUCGUCCAUCAGCUUCUUCCAAGUGUGUUCAGCAGUGAAGUUUAUGUGCCGAUUUUAGUUGCUCUGUGGCCAUUACCACAGGAAAUUUUUACCAGUGUUGGGGUUGUAGGGGAUGGGGUCUCAUGCCACGGGGUUGGUCCUUGCAAAACUGUUGUACCAUCAUACCAUGUGCAUUUCUUUAUGUUCGAAUGACCUCUCGUUACACAUUAUUAGGUACCUGCUUGGGUCGAACUUUGAGGAGGAGAAAACAGGCUUGGCAAACUCUUUAUUUUUUUAGACACUUAACUAGGUCAACAUUUAAGAGUGAUGUCCUCUCUCACUGCUUUGGGGGGGGGGAGGGUCAGAGUCUCUCGCCAUCGAUUCCACACAAACAUGGCAUGCCUUUUCGAGUCAUUUUUUUUUUUUCUUGCCCCCUUUUGCAUGGCCAUGUUUUUACAGCCCGGUGGCUUAGAGUGACUCGUGCAUUGCUUUUACCCCCAAACUCAUGCAAAAAAACAAAAAAAAAACAAGCACUGUCUCUUCCAAAAAUGUGAAAUGUUUUAACCACUGACAUGCUGUGGCACUCCUCUCGGCUUUCUCGCAAGCAGCCAUUGCGAAAUAGCACAUUUUUCAUUAGUAUUUCUGUGGCAAAUCACAAAGCAGAACAUGAACAAAACAAAAGUAAGAUACGUGUGUAAGUGCGUGCAGGCCUUUGCAAGCAUGUCGGCAAGGGUCAUCUCCCGGGGGCAGCUGGCUAAGGUUUUAAAUAAGGGUGACAUGGGGGAGGGGGGGGUCACGUUCAAGCGAGCUCCAUGUAGGUCGAGAAUUACACGUCAGCCACAACUGUGCCGGCAUGGGUAGUGUUAUUGGGGAGAGGGGUCCAGGGAGCAACGUGGGGUAUUGGGGGGGGGGGGGGGUGCAGAGACCGUGCCAGGUUUGGCCACAGGGCAGCAGUGGACGAUGAUCUCAAAGUAACUAGCCACUACACUAACCGCUGUGUGGCACCCCCUCCCCAUUUCUCUCACCUGUGCAACAAACCUCCCCACCUCCUGCCAUUCCCUGAAAGACAAUCAGGGCAAGCGCUCUCUCUCUCUCUCUAGCGCGUCUCGAGUAGCGUUAGUUGCCGACACGGCGCAUGCCCCCCCCCCCCCCCCCUGCAGUGCUGAUCACCCGCGUGCCAAAGCAGCAGCAGCCAGGAGAGAGAACGCCUAGUCAUAAAGCGGCUCCCUCUGCAGCAGCAGUAAGCACUAAUUGAUGCAGGGCAGCAAAGCAAGCGCUUGGACCAUGUGCCUUUGCCACAGCUGUAUCAACCCCCCGCCCUGUGACCCCUUCCUCCUGCAUCUCUUACUUAAUGCAACACUUGAUGACAUCGCUGAUCACAAGGCAGGCGUUCGGGGGGGUUGGGAGGUGGAACACGGAAAUGUAAUCCAGAGAAUGGAAGCUGCGUCUGCCACGACGACAUCUUGCCACCUCCGCGAGAGCCUGGUGCAUGUGCUGUGUUAGGGGGAAGCGGGAUGCGCGAGCUUUUUGGGCGGAGUGCGUGGUUGGUACCUCGCUUACUACUUUCUUCGUUCCCUCGCACUGUCCGCUCUAACUGCGUCUCGGUGGUGGUUGGUGGCAAUGUUUGAGGGUGGGGUUCGGGAACUCCUCGUGGCAAAACAAGGAAUUGUGUGAGGGAGGGGCAGGGGGGGUUUUCCUCCUUGAGUAAACACAAUAUUGUCUGACGAUGAGGGGGAGAAAAAAAACACUUGUUGCCAAUGUGAUUUUUGUUGGUGAGAUAUGUGCACAGCAAUUGUUACUAUGAACUAGUAUUCCUAUUAAUCGCUCGUAUAUAUUUUUUCUUGCGCGCAUGGCGCAUGAGUGUAUAACGUGUACGUCCAGGAUAAAGGAGGGUGUGUUUGUGUACGUGUCUCAAAUCUAUGUGUGUCAUAUGCACGUCGGCACAUCAUUAUUAUUAUGUAAAUGUGAACACAUGUUGUUGGAAAAAGGUUUUUUUUUUUUUUUUUCAAUAUAUCCCCCCUCCCUUUUGAUGUCUCAGGGUUUCCAAAGAUGUGAUGAUUUCGACAUACUUGCGUGUGGUGUUCCUUUGCAACCGUUGCUGACUUUUUUUUUCUUUUUUUUGCUCUCGUCAGCUAAGGAGUUUUGUUUUUAAGUUAUUGUGUUGCUCGCGCUCUCCCUGUUCCCCUGACUCUUGUGUUCUGCCGUUGUUGCCACCGCCAGACAGCGAGCAGCAGAAGAGGACGUUUGUCCUUCCUAACAACAGUGGUGGCCAGUUGAAGGAACUGUUGUGUGCGAUCAAUGUUUCUGACAGUCCGCCCAACCUGCGGCACUUGCAAAGAGAGGCUGCCGCUUGCCCGCGGCGACUCGUGCCAGGAUUGUGCACCACCGCCGCCGCCAAGAACGUCUCUGCAACGGCAACCACCAUUGCAGUGGAACAAAGCAAAAAAAAAAAAAAAGUGUCAACGGAAGGGGAAAGAAAACGUGUCUCCAGGUGUUGCUGCUCCGUGCGUCUGUAUGCGCGCAUGUGUGUGUGCGCCGCAUUUUGCUGCCUCUCCAAGUGAAAAACGGACCUACUUCAUUCCGAGACUCUUAGCGGGUGACGCGUGCCACGAGCAGGCGCUUGCUCGGCGUGCGUACGCUCGCGCUGGGUGCAAUUUCGACUGGGGGCGCGCGAGUUAUAUGACAAGCACUUGUGUUUCAUACUGUUUGUCCUUUCCGUGCACCCAUGCAUGUAUGUUUUUCAUUUUGUCUUGUUGAUGAGAAUUUAACGGGAGGGCAUGCCUCCUCGGCAGCUCUCUACUUGCUCCAGUCCCCAAAAGAUGGAAAAAAGAAUAGCGCUGUGGUGCCACAGUCUCCAAGGCCCCCCCCACACCUCGUAGCAGAGGUGGGAGGCUCACUCGGGCGUCAACAGUUUGGCGCAAGUGUGGUGCACGCAAUUUUUUUUUCCCCUUUCUUUCGGGGCAUUUGUUUAAUUUCUUCCAUCUCUUUGUCUUUGGUGUGCGCGUCCAGGAGGUUUAGUUUUAUAGCAACGAUAUGAAAGAGCACUGGUUGCUUAUGGUCCCAAGCACAGAGCUGACAUAUUAAUGAGUGUUGUGUCGCACAUGCUGAGGGAGGGGGGAGGGAGGGGGUUCUCCGUUCAGAAUCCCAGCCGAUGCAAUGCAACUGGUGACGGGGAAGCCGCGUCCGCCACAGAACAUUGUGGGGACGAAGUCAUUUAUGGGAUGGCACGUUUUGUCGAGGCUAAUGGGAGAUUUUUGUAGUCUUUAAAAAGAUGCUAAACAACAUUGCGGUUGCUCCUUUGAUGUGCAACGUGCCCCUCAACGCAUGCAACUAUACUACAGUACUACUUGCAACUACUAACGCAGCAAAGAAGAAAAAAAAGCAAAGGGUGGCAUUCUUUCUAUCCAAGAGAGUGUGACAGCAGCCAACACAUUACCAAUUGAUAUUGAUGCACUUAGUGAAGAUAUUUUAAUCUCAGGUUGUGUUUACCUGCCUCUUCCCCCUUACUUGCGGUGUGUUGUGUUAAAUGUUUUUUUACCUGGCAAUGUUCUUCCACACGGUGUUGCGAGGUGUGGGUUGAACCUUUGAUUUUGUUCAGCUCGGGAGGGCACAGCCCUUUCCCCUUUUAUUUCUUGCAUCCCCUCCCCCCUAUUUCCCCUCAGUUUUAACUGAUUGCAAUUGUGACAUUUGUGUUUUUUAGAUGACAUGUGAAAGAAAAAUAUCUCACUGUGGUGACAAAAGUGUGCAUUUCCAAGUUUAUGCUUUUUUUUUUCUUGCUCCUUGUGUUUUUGCUCUUUUUUUUGUUGUGUUUACAUGUACAUUUGUUUCUCUAGAUUAAGUAUAACAAUAAUGCAUUGUUCAAUUUUUAUUAUUUGUUGCAACAUUUUUCCCUUCUUCUUUAUCCCCAUGGGACCGUGCUCUUUAGUGUCCACCAAUACUGUAUAUUAUUACCACUAACUACCACUGUUGUCGAGGUGUGUGUGUAUUUGAGGAAAAAAAAAGUGACAAGGAAGCAACAACAACAAAAAAAAAAGCGUGCGACACUUGACAAACCAAGGGUACAUAUAGAUAUUUAAGGACACGGCACCGCGGGGAACCCAACAUGUGAUUCAGACUGCUAGUUCAAAACCCAAGCCCCUCGCUUUGUCUGGGGGGCUCCGUGUUCGACGUGGAAGAACUUGCUUAUUCAGGGGCCUUCUCACACCAAACACACACACACACACGAAAGUUGUAGAUGGUUUUAUUAUAUAUACAUAUUAUAUAUGCGCGGAGAAUGAUGCUGGCCGUACUUGGACGACGACAAAGAUACUGAAAAAAAAAAAACCUUGUGAUGUGUUGAUGAAUUUAUUGUAUUGUAAUAGCAGUCAACUUUCAGGCAUUAAAGGUUUGUGUAAUAUGUGCCUCCCA
This is a messenger RNA of Dermacentor silvarum, 16211 nucleotides long. It is a transcript of the gene gw, whose product is annotated as protein Gawky-like. NCBI's taxonomy places the organism in Eukaryota, Metazoa, Arthropoda, Arachnida, Ixodida, Ixodidae. Gene Ontology annotation, cellular component: P-body; nucleoplasm. The record is from RefSeq and is a predicted model, not a curated record. Bases 170 to 4486 code for a protein of 1438 amino acids. Gene Ontology annotation, molecular function: RNA binding. The transcript is spliced from 16 exons. Gene Ontology annotation, biological process: positive regulation of nuclear-transcribed mRNA poly(A) tail shortening; miRNA-mediated gene silencing by inhibition of translation.